CUCUAAUGUAAAACACAGUUUGUUCGGAAGAGCACGUGACUCUCCUCCGUAGAAAACAUGGCUGCGCCCUGUGCCGCUCAAUGCUUUUACAGAACAGGUGGAUCAGGGCUGCUUCAGAAAGUAGCACAUCUGCCCAGCUGCCACAGAAGCUCAUCUGCUGCCCACCGAAGCCCACCUUACCGAUGUUUCUUCUGGAAGAAAUCAAAUAGUUCUCACAGUGUGGUCCGGCCUGCAGUAGUGCUCCCCUCUUAUCCUGUACCCAAGCACAUCCAGAAACCUGACUAUAUCUCGUCCAGCAAAGUACCUGAGUGGCCGGAUUACAUAGAGAUUAAAGAUGAGGAGCAGGUCCAGGGAUUGAGAAGAGCAUGUCAGCUAGCCAGACACAUACUGCUGCUGGCAGGAAAGAGUUUGAAGGUUGGUAUGACGACAGAUGAAAUAGAUUUUAUAGUCCAUCAGGAAGCCGUCCGUCACAAUGCCUACCCCUCUCCUUUACACUACGGGGGCUUUCCGAAGUCAGUCUGUACCUCCGUUAACAAUGUAGUAUGCCAUGGCAUUCCAGACAGUCGGCCCUUGCAGGAUGGAGAUAUCAUCAACAUAGAUGUCACAGUUUAUCUGGAAGGUUACCACGGAGACACCUCAGAAACAUUUCUGAUUGGUUCGGUGAACGAGCAGGGCAGGAAGUUAGUGGAUGUGGCUCGACAGUGCAGAGAUCAGGCCAUCGCCUCCUGUGGACCAGGUCAACCUCUGUGUGUCAUUGGAAACACUAUCAGCAAAAUAGCAAACUCAAACGGAUUCUGCGUAUGUCCGUAUUUUAUCGGUCACGGCAUCGGAACGUAUUUCCACGGUUAUCCAGAGAUAUGGCAUCACGCCAAUGACAACGACCUGCAGAUGGAGGAGGGCAUGUCCUUCACCAUAGAACCCAUUCUCAUGGAAGGUACCUCAGAAUUCAGGAUCCUGAGGGACAAGUGGACCGCCGUAUCUGCGGACGACAAGAGGUUGCGUGCGGUUCUCCGUUUCUCCUCCCACACUUUUCUCCCCACCUUUCUAACGAGAGCCCAGUGCAGCCUUUUAAAUGUAGCCCGCAUUAAUCAUUCAUUACUUCAAGCAAGAAUAAGUGGCCAAUUUCUAUUGAGAAUCUUCAAGAACUUUAUUUCUAUUGGCUGUUGACAUUUAGCUUGGAAAGACUGAGUACCCUUAGAAUUUGAAGCACAUAGGGAGCUAAGUGCUCUGGGAUAAACUUUCCUUUAACUGCAUAUAUUUUACUGGAGAGCACUUGAGUGUUAAUUGCAAAUGAGCUGAUUGCCCUGUUGGCAGGUGAGAGCAGAGUGUUACUACUUGGUCAGUGGUUGAUUAGAGCUCUGAUUUUUAAGGUUGACUGGGGUAAUACGCAAUAUGGCAAAACUCUGAAUUCUUCAUCUAAGGCAAUUGUUCUCAGACAAUUGUACACGCAAGCUAAUAUGAUUUUAUAUCACGCUUUCUCGUCUCAUUUUAAACACCUAGCGGCACCCAUAGAAGUUUGCUGAGGGCCUUGUGGGCUCUAGACCCCCGAUUGAGAACCACUGGUUGUAUAUAAACGACUGAAUGGUUGCGUUUUCUUGUGUGUUAA
Puntigrus tetrazona (Sumatra barb) is the source of this 1606-nucleotide messenger RNA. RefSeq names its product methionyl aminopeptidase type 1D (mitochondrial) (gene metap1d). Gene Ontology annotation, biological process: proteolysis. Lineage: Eukaryota; Metazoa; Chordata; Actinopteri; Cypriniformes; Cyprinidae. Bases 58 to 1167 code for a protein of 369 amino acids. The record is from RefSeq and is a predicted model, not a curated record. Gene Ontology annotation, molecular function: metalloaminopeptidase activity. The transcript is spliced from 9 exons.